Messenger RNA from Ctenopharyngodon idella (grass carp), 1105 nucleotides. RefSeq names its product exosome complex component RRP41-like. The record is from RefSeq and is a predicted model, not a curated record. Gene Ontology annotation, cellular component: nucleolus; nuclear exosome (RNase complex); cytoplasmic exosome (RNase complex). The transcript has 3 exons. Gene Ontology annotation, biological process: rRNA catabolic process; nuclear mRNA surveillance; U4 snRNA 3'-end processing. Bases 77 to 814 code for a protein of 245 amino acids. Lineage: Eukaryota; Metazoa; Chordata; Actinopteri; Cypriniformes; Xenocyprididae.
UCGGUGACUAAAAUCAACAGCAGAAGAACAACUGUGAAGAAGUCUACGCGUGUUUUUACCGAAUGAAUACUGAUCAAUGGCGGGGCUUGAGUUGCUGUCAGAUCAGGGAUACCGACUCGAUGGACGAAAAGCCCCCGAGCUGCGUAAAGUGCAGGCCCGCAUGAGUGUGUUUGCUCAGGCCGACGGGUCUGCUUACCUGGAGCAGGGGAACACUAAAGCUCUGGCGGUGGUGUACGGGCCGCACGAGACCCGAGGCUCUCGCAGUAAGUCCUUGCACGAUCGUGCGGUCAUUAACUGUCAGUACAGCAUGGCCACGUUCAGCACCGCUGAGAGGAAGAGACGUCCACACGGCGACCGCAAGUCCAGUGAGAUGAGUCUUCAUCUGAAGCAGACCUUUGAAGCGGCAGUGCUGACGGAGCUCUACCCGCGAUCACAGAUCGACAUCUACGUCAAGAUUCUGCAGGCGGACGGUGGAAACUACAGCGCGUGUGUCAAUGCUGCGACUCUGGCUCUGGUGGACGCUGGGAUCCCCAUGCGUGAUUAUGUGUGCGCCUGCACCGCUGGCUUUGUGGAAGACACGGCACUGGCUGAUCUGUGUCACGCGGAGGAGAGCGGAGGCGGCACAUCGCUGGCACUGGCGCUGUUGCCCCGCAGCGGGAACAUCGCCCUGCUGCAGAUGGACGCCCGGCUCCACCAGGACCACCUGGACGCAUUAAUGGAGGCGGCCAUGACGGCAUGUAAAGGUCUGAGUAAAGUGCUGGAUGGUGUUGUGCGUCAGCACCUGGAAGAGGUUUCAGUUCUUACCAGCGAAUAAAAACUUCCUGCGAACUUCAUCCUGGGCUCACUAGAGCAGACUGUGUUCCCGUUGUAGAAUGAAGCCGACAUUUGACUGAAAUUACAGAGUUGAUCAACUACAACAAAAAAAUCUUCUGGAAAAAGUGGCAUAAAGACUCUCUACAAAAAUACAGUGUUUUGUUUAAAAAAAAAAAAAAAUCUCUGUUUUGGAAGAAUUGUAAUAAAAAGGUUUUUGCUAUGUUUCUAAACAGUUAAAUACAAAUUUCUUUUUUUGUGUUGUUUUAUUAAAUUAAACAUUCAGGUAAUCAUA